This is a messenger RNA of Ruditapes philippinarum (Manila clam), 3096 nucleotides long. Its product is annotated as BLOC-1-related complex subunit 8-like. NCBI's taxonomy places the organism in Eukaryota, Metazoa, Mollusca, Bivalvia, Venerida, Veneridae. Gene Ontology annotation, cellular component: BORC complex. Bases 89 to 688 code for a protein of 199 amino acids. The record is from RefSeq and is a predicted model, not a curated record. The transcript has 7 exons.
UGUUACACCUGUAUAGGGUAUUUAGCAGUGUUUAGCCCUUUAAAUAUUUUUAGAUGUUAAAAAACCUCUUGUUUUCAAUUUUAGUUAAAUGGAAAAUGCGUUUAGUUAUGUAACAGAACCUCAACCGAGAAUGCAAGGUGGUGACAGUAGGUAUAACAGAUUGGCACAGGUACAAAUGUUUAAAGAGGCAAAUCCUGAUCUAGAGCUGGAGGCUAAAACUAAGAAAGUGACAGAGAAGUUAUCUGAAAGUAUGAAUAUUAUAGCCAAUGAACCUUCCUUGGCUUUCUUCAGAAUACAGGAGCAUGUGAGAAAAUGUCUUCCACAGUUAGCUGAGACAAAGCAUGAGGUACAAGAUUUACAGCUGAAAGUACAGGGGGCCUCAUUCGAUGCUGAAUACGCUGCAAAUGCUGUUCAUGAAAUGCAUAAAAGUUCAAGCCAUUUCACAAAUAUUCAAGACCUACUGAAGAAUUCCAUGUUUCUAAAACAGCAGAUAGACUAUGAACAAAACCGAAGAGAACAGAUUAAGAAUAAUCCUGGCAUGUAUUCUACCAUUUCCUCACCUAAUAUAAACUUACAUGCUGAAGGUGGAGGGUUUGAGCGGCCAGCUACGCCAGUUCACGGCAGGCACAAACAUUCUGAAAAACGCAGGGGAAGGGUCCGUCGUGUCAUGUCCGAACAUAUAGAAUAAAUUCUACUGUCAAAAUGAAAGCUCUAGAUCUCCACUUUCGGGAAAGGAAACUCAGCCACAUAAAGAAAUGGAUUCCGUGGUACAGUAGAAAAUUUCCUCAUUCCAAAAAAACUAUUAUGCCAACUCUUGUGUGUGUGAGACUGGAUAUUUAUAAAACAUAAUAACAGGAAAGUUUAAAGCAGCACGCCUCCAGAUUCAUGCUAAUUUUCAUGAAACUUUUGAAAAUGUGUUUGAGUGCGUAAUAUAAUGAAGUUACCCAAAGGAAGCAAUUUACACAUUAUCAAUAGCACUAACAAACCACGCAAAAUACAAAAAAGUGGUGAAAAUAUGCAUAAAAGCCUUUACUGCGUUAGUAAAGCAGUAGAAAUAUAGUUGUAAAUACAGAAAAAUCAGUCAUUAAUCACACAUAAUAAUUAUGUAAAAUAUUAAUUGAAUCUUGAAAGUUUUUAUUUUUCUUUACAUCUUAGUACAUUUUUCUCAAGUUUGAUUUUAUUGAAAUAUUUUGACUUAUCUGGAGGCAUGUAGCUUUAAAGUUCAUAGUUGAACCUUUGAUGAGAAGUGAGACUGUAAAGAGACAGCAAUGAAUUUGUAGAUAGCCGAAUGUGAAAUUGUUAAUUUUUUAUUUGUUAAUAUUGUAUUUUUAGUUUAAUUAUUUGUUAAAAAUAAUUUUUCAGUAAUUUGAAACAGUUAUAAUUAUAGAAUAAGAAGGUUUCAUUUAAAAAUUAUUAAAAUUAAUGUGAUUUUAAUUAAGCAUAAUUUUUAAUGUCUGUUUUUUUAUUGAAAUAUUAAUGUUCAUCUCAUGUCAGUGAAAUAUAAGUCAUAUCAGAGACUUAUAUAAUAGACCUGUUGUCAUACAAGUAUUUAAAUGAGUGAAAUAUAAAAUUUUGGAUUUUGGUUACUGUUGAAAAGCAUAGCAUUAGGGAGAACACCACGAUGGAAAAGAUUUUCAUGACAUCAUUAAAUUUAGCUUCAUUUGGCACUAUAUUUGCCAUCAUCUAGGCCUUUUUUCAAAGCUUUUUUUAAAUACUAUAGAAAACGAUGUUAGAUAAAUGAAUUAACAGUAUGAUUGUAUAAUAAGUGAAUAUGCAAUAUAUUUCACUCGGAAACGAAUGAUUUUAUAUGUUCACUUGCACUUUUUGAAAUUUUCAAUAUUUUUUUUUAAAGCAAUUUUGAAAAUAUUUGUAAUUCUCAUACUACAUGUUCAACUAUCCCUAUGAGAUGUAAAUUAUGUUAACUAAAUACAACCAAUGAUAAGCCAAGAAAAAGCCAUCUAUUUAUCUAAUAAAUUGAUUAAGUGUUUAAAGAUCCUGUUACUAAAUUUUUCAUAUGGUUUUAUAUCAUAUAUAUAAUGCUCAAAUUAAUACUUAUCAAUAUUGUAAAAUUCCAAAAAGCAUUAUUUGAAAAUAUUUUACCGAAUUUACAUUUCAUGUAAAAUAAAGGGAGGUAAAUAGAAAUUUAUUUUUAUUAAAGUCUCAGCCAUUUUUUUUUCAAAAAGAAAUGAAUGCAUAUCUUUAAAUGCUUACCUAUAAUGUGUAUAAACAUUUGCAGUAUAUAUUAACAUAUCCUUGGAUGUUUUUAAGUUGUUUUAGAAGAAUUACUUUAUUCAUAUAUGAAAUUUCACUUGUGUUGUACAUCCUUAAUAACAAUAUACAGGAUCUUUAAUAAAGUUGAACAUUUCUUUUGCUGCAUGCAUCAAUUUUCAUAUAUAUUUACAGGGUUCGUACAGUCUUAAAAAGUGCUUAAAAAUUUAAAAAAGUGCUUAAAAGUCCUUGAAUUUGAUUACUCUCUUGAAAAGUGCUUAAAAAAUGCUUAAAUUUGCUGAAAAUGUGCUUGAAAAUGAUUGAAUGACAUAAGUGUCGAUAAAAAUCAACAGUUAACAAAAUAAAAAAAAAAAUACAAUUAAGUAUCAGAAUCAAUUAAAUGUUUGCUCAAAGUAACAGUAAGUGGACAAAUUGCAGUUGUUUCGAACUAAUCUUUAUUUGUUGUGCCCUUUGUAGUUCUUCUAUAACAUCCUUAAAAUUGUGGCCAGAAAAUACGUAUUCAACAAAAAUUGGCGAAAAAACUAUCUUUAUUAGAUUGAAGAUUGUUGAUUUACGUGCAACAAAUGUGCUUGAAAAUGGGAAAACGUGCUUAAAAAGUGCUUAAAAAGUCAUUGAAUUUUGGCAUUGGAUGUCUGUACGAACCCUGAUUUAUCUUAAUUAUUAAGGUAAGGUUUUUAUGUUGAUUUUUUUUGUAUACAACUAGUGCAAUAGAUUGAUAUUUAUUUCCAAGGAAAUAUAUCACUCAAAUUCUUAUUUUAAUAUAAAAAUUAUGUAUGAUUCUAUUGUUAGUAUAUGUGUAAUGAUUUAUAUGAACAUGAAUAUGAAUGUUAUUUAAAGUAAAAAAAACAAUAUAAUUAAAUAUUGCCU